AUGGCUUCUUCAACCCCACGAAUAGAGAUAUACAACUCCCCAAAAAGGAAACGGGGAGCACUUGACUCAAUAGAGAGCAGUCCACACGGUUCACCUAGGAUAUCGCGCAUUACGACAGCACUACCAGAGUAUCCAUUUCCUCAAGAACUUCAAGACAGAUCUCCCAGGCCUGAGGAAGGAAGCCCAAGCUCCAGAGUGACAGGUCAAUUCCGAACCCUUGAUUUGCAGGGAACCUUCGUACGACAAAUCGCUUUCACAGAUGCCGGUCAUGCAAAGAAGCGCUUUGCGCAGGCAAACGAGGAGCAACUAUCGCAAAAUACGGACGACGACCCCUCCCCCGAUGCUCAAUGCGCCUCGUCGCCGCCAGAUCCCGAGAACAAUGUCUACCCUGCCCGUGAGAAUCCUGGUCUCGAGAAGUUCACGCCCUCCUCGAACAUCGUAGAUCGACCGCGGGCGCAUAGCAGAUCCCCACCAUUAGAUGGGGAUCCAGAAGACAAUCCAAUGACAUGGCAUGAAUCAGAAAUCACAGGACAUAACCCUACAGAUCCGAAUGACGACGGAUAUGGCAUCAACGGCAUUGGCUUUAGACCGACACCCGCAAUCGCAUGGGCUCGAUCACAAAGAAGAAAACAACAGCUUGCGGAGUACAGAAACAGAGAAGCUCGAGAAGCUCGGGAGCGGAGGAGCCAGAGAAGACGGGGCGAGAGUGCUGAGCUAUCAGCCGAAAAUGCUGAAAAUACGAAGAAAAAAGGUGCUAAGGUGCGAUUUGGUGACAGGAACUGA
Messenger RNA from Endocarpon pusillum Z07020, 783 nucleotides. RefSeq lists its product as uncharacterized. The coding region runs from base 1 to 783 and encodes 260 amino acids. Lineage: Eukaryota; Fungi; Ascomycota; Eurotiomycetes; Verrucariales; Verrucariaceae. The record is from RefSeq and is a predicted model, not a curated record. The transcript has a single exon.